AUGUUGCCUCUCCUUCAGAGGCCCCCUCAUGCGGUGACGCCGCCACCCUCGAACCGCGAUGCCUUCACCCCCUUCCCAGGCAACGAUGCCUCGUCGGUCAACGGCCAUUACCCUCGAGACGUUUCCCUCGCGUAUCAGCGCUCGUUUCCCAUCCGCACCUCCCAAUCACAUCGUCGACCCUCCACACCCGCAAGCUCACUCUACCGCUCUUAUCCCGAGUACCAUCUCCGCCGGAAGACACCCAACGGCACUAUCGAUGCUGGCUACGACGGAUCGCCCACUCCUCUCUCCCAUGGCCCGCCACCUUUGAAGCACCUGGGUCUACCUAGGUCCGCGACAUCCACGGCAUUUCCUCCGACAGCCCCGGCGGCACUGCCACUCCGUAGCCACAACCUGGUCACUGACCAUCGCCAGUCCUCUUUGCCUGGCAACCAAGGCGUCGACGAUGAUGGUAGGCACAUUCAUAUGGGCUCUGCGCCGUGGCCGUUUACCAGUGACAUGUCAGGGCUUCCAGGCGCAUUCCUUGAAAGCCCCCAGACUCUUAUUCCUCCUGGACGGCAGCAUCAAUCUGUCGCCUACCUCGAUGCCUCGGGGAUGUUCCCCAGCAUUUAUCAACCACUUUUGAGGGCUAAUGAGUAUAAUGUUCGCGCUUUUUGCCCACCCCCGGUGGUUAUGAAUGACUCUUUGCCACUCGGCCAAAUACCCUUGCAUGCUACUCCUUCACCUUGGAAUCAUGGAAACUACGUCCAACCGUGUGAAUCGAGCCUAUUGGGAUCUGCACAACAGGAUAUCGGACCCAAGUCUCACAAGCUGGUGCCAGAAUUUAUGCACCACCCGUCGUUUGACGGCUCUAUUGAACAAGACGUCACAUUCAAUACCCCACACCCUCGGCACAGCGACAUCGAGAAUUUAGGGCUUGAUUCGAGGAGGAGUAUUCAACACCAUUCUUACUCUCUAGAGUUCCGAGGUCAACAAGGAUUUCGAGAAAAGGUGCUGGUACAAGCUCAUAGGAGCUAUAUGGAUCUUCUUACCUACCUCCAGACGUCGAGAAGAUCGCAACCUGGGAAGGCCAAUUCUGGUCUCGGCACUGUCCCGAAGCUGCUAGUAUAUCCCAAACCCCCGAGGCCUUCUUUGAAGAUUCUGGAAACUGGGGAAAGGGGUGUAUCAACGAGUUUUUCUGAGAGAGAUCGUGGGCGAAAUUACCACGUUCGGGGCUAUUCAUCGACGCAUCCGCUAGGAUCUUUCAACAAUUCCUUUUCCGGAGGAAAGAUGUCAACCCUUUCCACGGCGAAGUCUUCGCUCGAAAUGCUGAAUAGCCUAUGUGAGCAGAGCGGAUGGAAUUGGAUUGAUGGGAUUUUGGUUGGGGGGUGUCUCCAUUAUGGAAUGGAACAAUACGAAGAGGCAUUGGAAUGGUUCUCGAGGAUCAUCACUCUUGACUCGAGUCACGUCGAGGCUAUCACAAACAUGGCUGCCACGUUAUACUGCCUCAAUCGCCAAGACGAGGCCGAGCAGCACUGGAUCAGAGCCGUGAAGGUGCAACCUAGCUAUUUAGAAGCUGUCGAGCACCUUGUCGGACUCUUGUAUAAGCAGCGCAGUAAGGAAGCUGUCGACAUCAUCAACUACGUGCAGCAGGCGCUGACCUUGUCAUCCUCCGGAUCCAUACGGCCGGCGCGAGUACCUGCUGGCGGACCCACUCCGCAGGGGGCCUUUCCUGGCACUACCAUGCCUCACAGUUUCCAAAUUGCUGACUUGAAGCAGGCGCAGCAUCAUGGGGUUGCACCUCAACCAGGUGACACAAAGACACCAGGUUUUGGAUCGAGCGGCUAUGCCAUACCCGGAAGAGAGAAUGGGCGAAUCCUUGCCCUGAUCCACGCGAAGGGGACUAUGCUGUACAGCCUAAAAGAAGUAAACGGGGCCUCGGCCGCCUUUGAAGAAGCGGUGCUGAUUAGCGUCGGUCGUCAUAUGACGGGUAUACCAGACCUGGUGCGUCGAAUCCAAACAGUCCUGUCUCCUACAGAACCAAGACCAGCCCCGCGUGGCCAGAUUUCACAUCCCCUCCGGCCCCUGUUAUUGCCUCCCGAAAGAGCUCGACAUACCGCCCAUCUUGUGUUUGGCGGCAGCGGAGACCUCCCAGGUCUUCGAUAUGUGACUGAGGGCACGACAAAGCGUGCUGCAGUGCAAACAACCAGUAAUUCGCUACUUUCGCUAGCCAAGAUUUUUCAGGAUGGUCUGUCAAGUGGGCAUGCUUCCCCUGAUGUCCCCCGACGUUCCUCAGGAGUCGAAGAUAUUCUAGCCCUCUACUACCUUUCCCUGUCUCUUCAGGAAAGCCCCUCAACCGCAAAUAAUGUCGGGAUUCUUCUCGCAGGAGUACAGCAAUCCACUUCGAGCUCUUACGGCGCCAGCAUCGACAUGUUUCCCCAGCCCAAUAUUCCAGGGAUCAUACCGGGAAGCGGUCUAGCUCUCGCUUUAGCGUACUAUCAUUAUGGAUUACGCUUGGAUCCUAAACACGUUCACCUUCAUACAAACCUCGGCAGUCUUCUGAAAGACAUUGGCCAACUCGACUUGGCAAUCCAAAUGUAUGAACAGGCUGUGUCGUGUGACGGUACUUUCGAUAUUGCCCUGACGAAUUUGGCCAAUGCAGUCAAGGACAGAGGUCGUAUUAGCGACGCCAUAAUGUACUACAAACGCGCCGUCACUUCAAAUCCUGACUUUGCCGAGGCUGUUUGUGGUCUAUCAACAGCCUUGAAUUCUGUCUGCGACUGGCGAGGUCGGGGUGGGGUCAUGCUUCAGUCUGGAAAGUACGACCGCUGGCAUGUUGAUGAACGAGGGUUGCUCGUUGACGCCCGCUCUUUGGGGCAGGAGAACGGCCUCACUAGCCGAGUUGUCCGCAUCAUCAGCAAGCAGCUGAAUGAAGCGUCACAAUGGGGACGGGGCAUCCUCGAGGACAAAGCUAUCAUGGCCUUGGCCGGACAAGUUCGCGAUCUGGGCUCGACAAGCUCUUUUCAGCCCGAGAAAGCCCUACGCGACUGGGCUGGCAAGCCCUGGGAAGGAUCACGUCUCAUACGCCUAGUGGAACGCACCACUCGGGCAACGCAAUGGAAGUGGUACCGUGAUCGUUACGUUUCCCGCUCCAAGUCAACUUCGCGUUAUUUACGGCUCCGAUUACCUCCUAGCCUCACUGUUCCGUCGGCGCCAACUGUCCUCCCGUUCCAUACAUUCACGUGCCCCCUCACCGCAAGAGACAUUCGCAUCAUCUCACAGCGAAAUGCGAUCCGAAUCUCCUGUUCAACUCUGCGACUGCCUUGGAUACCGGCCACAGUCUACCCACCACCCCCACCCCCUAACCCUCAACUGAAUGUGGGCUACGUGUCAUCCGAUUUCAACAACCACCCCUUGGCCCAUCUAAUGCAAUCCGUCUUUGGUCUUCACAAUCCUCAACGGACCCGGGCCGUUUGCUACGCUACAACGGCAAGCGACAGAUCAGUCCAUCGCAAUCAAAUUGAACGGGAAGCCCCUGUGUUCCGGGAUGUCAGCAACUGGCCUUCAGAGAAGCUGGUAGAGCAGAUUGUUCGAGAUGAGAUCCACAUCUUGAUCAAUCUAAAUGGCUAUACCAGAGGAGCCCGAAACGAGAUAUUCGCGGCCCGCCCUGUCCCGGUGCAAAUGUCCUUCAUGGGAUUUGCAGGAACCAUGGGCGCUGAAUGGUGUGACUACAUUCUUGCAGACAGCACUGCGAUCCCACCAGGGACACUUCGCCCUUGGCGGGCCAAUGUUGGGGUUGAGGAUAUCUUCCACGAUGACACCGAGGGUAAUGGGGGCGAUUGGAUGUACUCUGAGAACAUCAUUUUCUGUCGCGAUACCUUUUUUUGUUGCGACCAUGCCCAGUCUUGCGACGCGAGUGAGAGGCAAGUGACGUGGGAGGAGGAGCAACAGCGCCGAUGGCAGAUGCGCAAGGAGCUGUUUCCAACCCUUCCCGAUGAUGCCAUCAUUUUGGGAAAUUUCAAUCAACUAUACAAGAUUGAGCCAACGACCUUCAGAUCCUGGCUGCGGAUACUGGCGCAGGUACCGAAGGCGAUUCUCUGGCUUCUACGAUUUCCAGAACUUGGCGAAGUAAAUCUACGGCGCACUGCCAAGGCAUGGGCAGGAACUGAGGUUGCUAGCCGCAUCGUAUUCACAGAUGUUGCGCCCAAGAGCCAACAUAUCUCACGUGCGCGGGUGUGUGAUCUCUUCCUCGACACCCCCGAAUGCAAUGCACACACAACGGCGGCAGACGUCCUGUGGUCAAGUACGCCUUUGCUCACGCUCCCGCGGUACCCUUACAAAAUGUGCUCCCGAAUGGCGGCGUCAAUCCUGAAGGGAGCACUCCCCAAGUCGGCUGAGGGCCGGCAGGUUGCUUCGGAACUGAUUGCUGGAAGCGAAGCAGAAUAUGAACAGCGGGCGGUCCGACUAGCCAGCGGGCUCAGUUACGACAUGACGGAUAGCAGAUUUGGGGAAGGACAUGGGCGACUGGCAGAGAUGCGCAAGUUACUCUGGGAUGGGAAGUGGAAUUGUGGACUGUUUGAUACCCGCCGGUGGGUUGACGACCUGGAAACGGCGUAUGAAGAGGCUUGGCGACGCUGGGUUGCAGGAGAGAGCGGAGACAUCUGCCUCUAA
This is a messenger RNA of Ilyonectria robusta, 4650 nucleotides long. RefSeq names its product glycosyl transferase family 41-domain-containing protein. The record is from RefSeq and is a predicted model, not a curated record. The transcript is spliced from 4 exons. Bases 1 to 4650 code for a protein of 1549 amino acids. Gene Ontology annotation, biological process: protein O-linked glycosylation. Gene Ontology annotation, molecular function: protein binding; glycosyltransferase activity. NCBI's taxonomy places the organism in Eukaryota, Fungi, Ascomycota, Sordariomycetes, Hypocreales, Nectriaceae.